This is a messenger RNA of Bombina bombina (fire-bellied toad), 5668 nucleotides long. RefSeq names its product protein O-linked-mannose beta-1,2-N-acetylglucosaminyltransferase 1-like. Gene Ontology annotation, cellular component: Golgi membrane. Gene Ontology annotation, biological process: protein O-linked glycosylation via N-acetylgalactosamine. Gene Ontology annotation, molecular function: beta-1,3-galactosyl-O-glycosyl-glycoprotein beta-1,3-N-acetylglucosaminyltransferase activity. The coding region runs from base 137 to 2173 and encodes 678 amino acids. Lineage: Eukaryota; Metazoa; Chordata; Amphibia; Anura; Bombinatoridae. The transcript is spliced from 22 exons. The record is from RefSeq and is a predicted model, not a curated record.
GGAAAGUGCGCGCUCAGGCAUACAGCUGUCUGAGAGGAUGAGAAACGGUACCGUCCCGGGGGCUGCUUGCGGGCAUGAACGGGGGAAAACUGCGAGGUUAUUCAGUACCCAUGCUGCUAGUUAGGACAACAGGGCAAUGCGGAUGUCCCUGACAAGAGGAAACCGACAGAUGCAGGCAACACAACAAAUCCCCCAGCCUGGCCCAGAAACAAUGGAGGACUGGGAUCCUGGUGCUAAUGGAAAGCCGCCCCUUCCACGUAGUAAAAGAAGCUGGUAUCUGGCAUGGAAAUAUAAGCUGAGCAAUCAUCGGACAGUGCGACGAAUGUGCCAGACCGUGGCUGUUCUUUUCCUGCUUGUAACGGUUAUUGUAAACAUCAAGUUAAUCAUGGACACAAGACGUGCAGUUAAUGAAGAAGAGGCUGAACAGGACUAUGAUCUUGUUCAGAAUGUGGAAGCCCCUCAUCGUGCUGGUGGGAAGAAAGUGCUGGACAUCGAAGUCUUUUCCAGUAGGUCAAAGGUCUAUAUAGCUGUGGACGGGACUACAGUGCUUGAAGAUGAAGCAAGAGAACAAGGUCGGGGAAUCCAUGUGAUAGUGCUGAACCAAGCAACGGGCCAUGUUAUGGCAAAGAGAGUGUUUGACACAUAUUCUCCGCAUGAGGAUGAAGCAAUGGUUCUUUUCCUUAACAUGGUGGCACGAGGGCGCAUACUGAUCUUCACAGUCAAGGAUGAAGGCUCCUUCCAUCUGAAAGAUGCGGCUAAGAACCUUCUCAAGAGCAUGGGCAGCCAGAUUGCUUCCUCUCUUGGCUGGCGUGAUAUGUGGACGUUCAUAGUAAAGAAAGGAGGGCAGAUUUUUGGAGAGAAGCAUUCAAAAUCACCUGCGUUAUCAACAUGGGGUGACCCAGUCCUGCUGAAGACGGAUAUCCAGCUCGUCCCACCUGAAGAUGCUGAAUGCCAUUGGCCUGAUACAGAGUUGAAUCGCAGGAGGAAGAGAUUCUGCAGUAAGGUGGAAGGUUACGGCAGCGUUUGCAGCUGUAAGGAUCCGACUCCUAUUGAGUUUAACCCAAGCCCUCUAAAAGAAAAUAAAGUCUCCAACGUGCCAGUGGCUGUAAUUGCUGGGAACAGACCCAAUUACUUGUACAGGAUGCUGCGGUCUUUAUUGUCGGCACAGGGAGUCACCCCACAGAUGAUAACGGUCUUUAUAGAUGGAUACUAUGAGGAACCAAUGGAUGUUGUGGAGCUUUAUGGGCUGAAAGGCAUCCAGCAUACACCUAUAAGCAUCAAGAAUGCACGUGUGUCCCAGCAUUACAAAGCCAGUUUGACGGCCACAUUUAACCUGCAUCCCGAUGCCAAGUUUGUAAUUGUACUUGAAGAAGAUUUGGACAUUUCAAUAGAUUUUUUCAGCUUCCUGAGUCAGACUAUACACCUACUGGAAGAAGAUGAGAGCCUGUACUGCAUCUCUGCAUGGAAUGAUCAGGGAUAUGAGCACACUGCAGAGGAUCCAUCUCUUCUCUACAGGGUGGAGACCAUGCCAGGCUUGGGGUGGGUUUUAAGAAAAAACCUCUACAAGGAUGAAUUGGAACCAAAGUGGCCAACUCCAGAAAAAUUGUGGGACUGGGAUAUGUGGAUGCGAAUGCCAGAACAACGAAAGGGCAGGGAGUGUCUCAUCCCAGAUGUCUCCAGAUCGUAUCAUUUUGGCAUUGUUGGUCUGAACAUGAACGGCUAUUUCCAUGAAGCUUAUUUUAAAAAGCACAAGUUCAAUACCAUUCCGAAUGUGCAGCUAAGCAAUGUGGAGAGCUUGAAGAAGGAUGCAUAUGAGCUAGAAAUCCAUAGGAUACUGAGUGAGGCAGUGGUGCUAGAUCACAGCAAAAACCAGUGUGAGGAUUCGUUCAUCCCAGACUCGGAGCAUAAAACCUAUGUCAUGUAUAUCAGGAUGGAGCAGGAAGCAGACUUCAACACCUGGACUCAGGUCGCAAAGUGCCUACAUAUCUGGGACCUUGAUGUCCGAGGGAAUCACAAAGGAGUUUGGCGCCUCUUUCGAAAGAAGAAUCAUUUUGUGGUGGUCGGGGUCCCUUUUUCUCCUUUUGCAGUUAAGAAGCCCCCCUCUGUGACCCCUAUUUACUUGGAACCUCCUCCCAAAGAGGACGCUGCUGUCGCAGGAGUAGACCAGUCCUGAAAUAUGGCGGCCCCAGAAAGCUGUCCUAAAACUGACAUUCUAUGUUAUGGGAUUGAUAAGAGUAACUCCUGUUCCAGAUGACACUCGGGUUAUGGGACAUAACCAUCCUGACUGUAGCAUUAUUCUUUUGUAAAAUUAGAACUUUUUGGUAAUGCAUUGGUCCUCUGACAUUUCCGUGAAUUUUUAUUUUGUUGACUGAGAAACUGAACAAUUUCCCUACAGAAAUCACUCCUCUUAUAACAAAGACUACAAACAAGACAGUGAUGUUUCUGUUGGAAAAACUGAACCUUAUGCUUAAACUGCAACAGAUCCUCAGCAAUUGCAAUGGUAGUGGAAGAUUUUGUAUUGCGGGGAUGUGUAAUUAAUUUAACUCCCUUUUAUUUAUUAAUGAGGAUGAUUUGAGCAUUGUAUUUUCUUGGAUGUGUGUAUGAAGUGUGUGCAUUGUGGGAACUGACUUGAAAGCGGAAGCUCAUGAGAGUUGAUAAGAGGAAAGGUUACUUAUGUGAGAUUAACCCCAUCUUGUAACAUUUUAUUUCUGAGUGUUUGUGGGAAUGUUGCUUUGCAGCAGUUCACCUGCUAAAGUGGCUGAGCUCCUGCCGUGCCUUAUUGCUGUCUGUCUGGUUCUUGGCUAAACUGUCUUACACAUUAUCAACCUGUCUAUGCCACCUGCACUUUGAAAUGUAAAUGCAGAUGUCUCUUGGGUGCUGUGUACACAUUCUUAGCUUUAGAGGAUACGUUUUGGGGGUGCUAAAAUCCUCCUGUGAAGCUGAUUACAUAGUGGGUUUUUUUCCGUUAGUUUUUUUAACAAUCAGUCAAGGUCUUGUGGUUUAGUAGUGAUGCAUGACCCAAAUUAUCCAGCCUUUGAAAAACCUUUACCUCACUGUAUAAGACAUUACAGGGACCCAGCAAAUGACUUAUUAGACAGAGUAUCAUUGUAUAGAGGUCUGACCCCUCCAUUCUAAUAUUGCAGCCAAUUACUUGUUCUCAUUACACAAUGUAGCAAGUUGCUAGAGGUGUGACCUGUUGCACUAUGGCAAAUCUUGUGCUGCUACGUACUGCUCACGGUGUUUGAAAAUUGCACAAACACUAUCGUUUUGUAAAUUAGUUUUUUUCCAUAUGAGUUCAAGCUCAUACAUUUAUGUAGUGAGGUUUUUAUGGAGCUGGAAUCCAUUGUUACCCUAGUGGUUUACAAGGCGCUUCUAUGCCUUAUAUGGAUUUUGUCAUGUGUAAACUAGACAGCAUUAAAGUCAGUUCUGUCCUACAAAUGAAACAGCAGCAGCUAAACAUGUUAAAAUCAUUUUUUCAGCAACAUUUGUUACAACUGUUUCAUUUUAUUUAGAAACUAACAGGAAGUUAAUGUUUGUAUACAACACUUCCCUAGGGACAGAUGGCUCAUUGCAUUGACUGACCAUUACAGAUAUAUUGGUUAAAAGGACAGUCUACUCCAGAAUUUUUAUUGUUUCUAAAGAUACAGUAGAUAAUCUCUUUAUUACCCAUUCCCCAGUUUUGCAUAACCAUUAUUGUUAUAUUAAUAUACUUUUUACCUCUGAUUAUCUUGUAUCUAAGCCGCUGCAGACUGCCCCCUUAUCUCAGUCCUUUUGACAGACAUGCAUUUUAGCCAGUCCUGACUCAUAAAUAACUCUACAGGAGUGAGCACAAUUGUAUCUCUAUUGCACACAUGAACUAGCACUGUCUAGCUGUGAAAAUCUAUCAAUUGCACUGAGAUAAGAGACAGCCUUCAAAGGUUUAGAAAUUGGCAUAUGAGCCUACCUAGGUCUAGCUUUCAACAAAGAACAUCAAGAGAACAAAGCACAUUUGAUGAUAAAAGUAAAUUGAAAAGUUUUUUUUUAAAAUUGCAUGCCCUAUCUGAAUCAUGAAAGUUUAAGUUUGACUAGACUGUCCCUUUAACCGUAACACACCUUCAUCAGCAUGGAUAUAAACAAGUGGUAUUGUUAAUUAGAUCAGCAUCUGCUUUUUGAAAAAACAAGAAGCCCUAAUACAUUUUUCUUUUCUAUCUUUUAGAUGCAAUAACAAAAACACAAAGUCCCUUUAACUUUACUACAAAAUAAAAUCUUCACUAAUAAGAAUAUACAUUGGUUAUUCAGUGCUUAGAUAAUUCCAGUGUUACGCCUUUUUCUGUUUUUGUCUUCAGGUAAAUUCUUGUCUGCCGUUUGACACCUGGCUUUAGCCAUUCUGGUCUUGUUCUGUCAUAGACCUCAGACCUCUAGUAAUGUCUCAUUUGACAAAGAUUUUAUUUGAAUAUUUAAGACAUAAAACAUAGAUAUACAAAACAAAAUUAAAUUUCAAUUAAAACCAAAGUUUAUCCCAUAUUAUCUAUCUUUUUUUUUUUUUUUUAUCUAGAAUACUUAAAGGGAUAUGAAACCCAAUUUUUUUUUUCUUUCAUGAUUCAGAUAGAGCAUGUCAUUUUAAGCACCUUUCUAAUGUACUCCUAUUAUCAAGUUUUCUUGGUAAACUUUGUUAAAUGAACAGCAAUGCACUACUGGUUGCUGACUGAACACAUGGGUGAGCCAAUAGCAAUCAUUAUGUAUCUGCAGCCACCAAUCAGCAACCUAGGUUAUUUGCUGCUCCUGAGCUUUCCUAGAUAAACCUUUCAUCAAAGGAUAAGAGAAGGAAGCAAAUUUAAAUUAUAGACAUAAAUUGGAAAGUUGCUUUAAAUUGUAUUCUCUAUCUGAAUUAUGAAAGGAAAUGUUUGGGUUUCAUGUCCCUUGCUAGCUGUUAUGUACUCCAAUAUGUUCUUUAAAACAAGACAGCAAGCUGAUAGGCUUGUCCUUCGUCAACAGUAUGCAUUGGAAAUGAGAUAUGACAGGGCCUUAGUGUAAUACAAGAUUCCGAUAACUGAUGUCACAUUUCACCCCAGUCUGUUUCUGGGCAUUUGAAAUAAUACUUUUUUUAUCCUACUAAUUAUACGUAGAAUAUAAUUUGCUGUGCAAGUAGCAUACACGGUUUGUGUCCACUAAAUUAUACUACUUUCUAAAUUUUAAAUACAAAAGCUAUUUUCUUUAUGCACUUUUCAGUCUGCAGAUCAUGACGGCUGCUAACCACUAAAUAAUAGCAGUGAUUUUUGCUCUGUAAUUUAUAAGUGAUGACACUACUGUAUCAUGGGAUCCAUAUACAAGUUAGAACGUAAUGGCGUUUUUAAACACUGGAAUUUGUUCAUCUCAUUGAUAGCUGGAGACAAAAAUACAUCCGAUGCCAUAAAAAUGAAACUUCCGCUGAGCUCUUUAUGAAGCUGAGUCUAUUUACAAGUGCUGGUGUUUCUGGGUUUUUUAAUACAAAAUAUUGGUAAAUCCUGCACUAAAUCAAAGUUUGAACUUUUAGACCAGUUUUGUCUUUUUCCAAAAAAAAACAAUUAUUCAAAAUUUUUAUUUUACUUGUAUGAUGCAUUAUAAUAAACCGAUAAACACCACAAAUUGUGUCUUAUUAGAUAUUGUGAGUCUGACAUCUUAACCAUUAAAUAGAAAGCUAACAAAUUUC